AUGAUAUAUAAAAGACACGCUAAAUGAUUUGGGAUAAUGCGGCAUAUUUACAGCGCUUUUUUGUAGUUAUCUCAGGAGGAAGGCGUAGUUUCGGUCUUUACUUCUGUUUUUGUUUCUUUCACUGGAACUGCGCGUUUUCGAUCUUUUCACACAGAGAGAAGCAGAAGGACCAGUCAUCAGCAAUGGCAUCUCUUAGCAGCUCUAACACAGCCUUUGCCUUGGAGCUGUACCACACUCUGGGUCAGACCAACACAGGGAAUAUCUUCAUCUCCCCAUUCAGUAUCAGCUCAGCUCUGGCCAUGGUCUACCUGGGGGCUAAAAGAGACACAGCUGCUCAGAUGGCAAAGGCUCUCUCAUUCAACUUCACCAAAGACAUUCACACAGAUUUCCAGACACUCAAUGCAGAUAUCAACUCUCCCUCUGCAACUUACAUCCUGAAACUGGCCAACCGUCUGUAUGGAGAGAAGACCUGCAACUUCCUGACCGAGUUCUUAGAAUCCACCCAGAAGUUCUACCAUGCAGAUAUGAAGGCAGUAGACUUCCUCGGAGCAGCAGAGGAGACCAGAGGACAGAUCAACAGCUGGGUGGAGCAGCAGACGGAAAAUAAAAUCAAAGAUCUGCUGAAGCAAGGGACAGUCAGUGGUUUGACAAGGCUGGCUCUAGUCAAUGCCAUCUACUUCAAAGGAAACUGGUUGAACAGAUUUGACCAGAAAGACACCAAAGAGAUGACCUUCAAAAUAAACCAGAGUGAGAGCAAGCCAGUUCAGAUGAUGCACCAGAUAAAGAAGUUCCCCUUUAACUAUGUCCCAGACUAUAACCUCCAGAUCGUGGAGCUUCCCUAUGUGGACGAGGAGCUCAGUAUGUUUGUCCUGCUGCCUGAGGAGGCCACUGACGGAUCUGAUCCUCUAGUGAAGCUGGAGAGCGAGCUGACCAUGGAGAAACUGGACGAGUGGACCACCAGAUCCAACAUGGACACAGGCACGGACAUCAUAGUUUAUCUGCCCAAGUUCAAACUGGAGGAGGACUACGAGCUGAAUGAUCCCCUGGUCCAGAUGGGCAUGAAGGAUGUGUUUGUCGGGGGCAUGGCCGACCUGUCUGGGAUGAAUGGGAAGGGGGGGCUCUUCCUGUCUACGGUGGCCCAUAAGGCCUUUGUGGAGGUGAACGAGGAGGGGACGGAGGCUGCAGCUGCCACUGCUGGGAUGAUAGCGUUCUGUAUGUUCAGAGAGGAACACUUCACGGCUGAUCACCCCUUCCUCUUCUUCAUCAGGCACAAUAAGACCAAAAGCAUCCUCUUCCUUGGGAGGUUCUCCUCUCCUCAGUAGAAUAGUAGUUAAAACUAGUAGAGAGGAUUUAACAUCAUUUACAACAAUUAUUUGACAGGGGCAUUUAACAUCAAUAAACAUUUCUGUAAAUGUGCCAGAUUUAGCCAGGUAGCUAGUUCCAUUAGCACCUGAUUUAAUCCACUAUAAAACCAAAUAAAGGAGAAUGUCUAAAUGA
This is a messenger RNA of Oncorhynchus masou masou (cherry salmon), 1497 nucleotides long. RefSeq names its product leukocyte elastase inhibitor-like. Bases 24 to 1322 code for a protein of 432 amino acids. The transcript has 7 exons. The record is from RefSeq and is a predicted model, not a curated record. Gene Ontology annotation, biological process: negative regulation of endopeptidase activity. Lineage: Eukaryota; Metazoa; Chordata; Actinopteri; Salmoniformes; Salmonidae. Gene Ontology annotation, molecular function: serine-type endopeptidase inhibitor activity.